Molecule: messenger RNA, 834 nt
Organism: Fulvia fulva
Lineage: Eukaryota; Fungi; Ascomycota; Dothideomycetes; Mycosphaerellales; Mycosphaerellaceae
Exons: 2
Coding region: 1-834 (277 amino acids)
Source: RefSeq, a predicted model, not a curated record
AUGCAUCGGCUACACACAACAACAACAUCUACCACGCAUCGCCAAUGCGCCGCCAGCCUCGUCGCAGCUGCGAGCAUGAGCAUGAGCAUGAACAAGGCAGGAGUGCCAGACGCUUGGGAUGACGACUGGGUCAAGACGGCGGAUAAACCAGAAUCCGCCGCAGAUCAACUCGAACCCGUAGCGAAACUCACCAAGUCGGAGAAGAGAGCGCAACACGCGCAGCUGCAGCGCCAGCUGUGGGACACUGCUGAGAACCCCGGCCGCAAUCUCUGGCUCGAGGCCCAAGGCGCAGUGCCGCUUCAGCAGGCGCCAAAACCACAGGUCACUCUGCUGAGUCGCAAGCCACCUGCCAUUGCGAAGAAGGAUGCCGCAGAUGGUGUCGCAGGCCUGGCACUCGACGACGGAGAUGAUAGCGAAGACGAAGCACGAAAGAAGCGCGAAGCAGAUUUUGAGGAGCGGCAGCGCAAGGCCAAAUCAGAGCGCGAAGAAAAGCAGAAACGUUAUGCGGAGGCCAGAGAGCGCAUCAUGGGAUCGGGUAACGCAUCGCCUGCCGCCAACUCGAGAGAGGGAUCACAGGGGCGCGACAAUCGUCGGUCACGAGGAAACAAGACAAGUGGUGCAAGACGAAGCCAACCAGACUCCCCAGCCGACCGGUCGCCUCCUCGAGCUGAGAGUAAGGAUCCCGGACUUUUCGACCCCGAUGAUAUGAGCAGACGUCUGGCAAGCAAGCAAGAAUUGAAAACAUCCUUCAGGGAAGAUCAGCCCUUGCGACAGCCCCGCGGACCUGACAAUACUGGCUGUGGCGGCUUUGGAUUUGCUGGACGUGGUGGUUGA